Messenger RNA from Archocentrus centrarchus (flier cichlid), 1556 nucleotides. RefSeq names its product ADP-ribosylation factor-like 4D (gene arl4d). The record is from RefSeq and is a predicted model, not a curated record. The transcript is spliced from 2 exons. NCBI's taxonomy places the organism in Eukaryota, Metazoa, Chordata, Actinopteri, Cichliformes, Cichlidae. Gene Ontology annotation, molecular function: GTP binding; GTPase activity. Bases 231 to 836 code for a protein of 201 amino acids.
GCGCUGAGUCUCCCCAGAGCUUCUCAGUACUGCUGGAGGAGAGCACGAACAUCGCUGGUGAUCAGCUAUGGCCGUGUUUAUCGCUUGUGGAUGAUGAUUUCACCGAACAUCUAAAGAGGCCUCCAGCACUAUCUGAUCUUGGACGGGGACCAAAUGCCAAUCCACUGAGAAAGGAUUAAAACAGGAAUCUUUCACCUCACCUAAGUAGGUGUGAAUUGCUGGCUGGAGCCAUGGGGAACCAGCUGACUGAUAUCGCUCCCAGCACGCCGUUCCUGCCAAGCUUCCAGUGCCUACACGUGGUCGUCAUCGGCCUCGAUUCGGCUGGCAAAACCUCUCUGCUCUACAGGCUCAAACUGAAGGAGUUUGUGAAAACAAUCCCCACCAAGGGCUUCAACACGGAGAAGAUUAAGGUGGCAGUCGGGGCGUCACGUGGAAUAAACUUCCAGAUUUGGGAUGUGGGCGGGCAGGAGAAGCUGCGCCCGCUCUGGAAGUCUUACACUCGCAGGACGGACGGGAUGGUGUUUGUGGUGGACUCCACCGAGCUGGAGCGGAUGGAGGAGGCCAAAGUGGAGCUCCAUAAGAUCACCCGCACCUCAGAGAACCAGGGAGUCCCGGUGCUAAUCCUGGCCAACAAACAGGACCUGGACACGGCCUUGUCUGUGAGCGAGAUGGAGAAGCUGCUCUCCGUUCAUGAACUGAGCAUGUACACGCUGUAUCACGUGCAGAGCUGCAGCGCUGUGGACGGUCAGGGUCUCCACCUGGGCCUGGAGAAACUCUACGAGAUGAUCCUGAAGAGGAAGAAGAUGGUGAAGCACAACAGGAGCAGAAAGAGAUGAACUACUGGUUCGCACUGUGGACUUUGGAGAUUUACACACUGCUCCGACGCUUCCAGGCUUAAUGGUCCUCUUUAAUGGGAAAGCAAUUUGUGCCAACAAAAACAACAAUUACACACGGCCUGAGGGUCAGGAGAAAUUGAUUUGCUCAUAAUAAGUGAAGCAGUAUCGACAUUCUUUGUUCUGCAAUUGUGCAGCUGUCCUUUGAGAGCUUAUAGAUUUAAGGAAACCUUGAUAGCAGUUAGUCUUCACUAAGUGCUUUUUUUUUUUGUUUUAAAAGGAUUUCUGAGAAGACAUUUGCGUCUUCACUUUAGGACUAAUAUAUGGCCACGUUCCCGUUUGAUGAAGACAGUUUAUAAAAAACGUUCUUCUGUUCUCUGAAAGGCUCGCACAGACUCUGCACCACUAAGUUGCUGUUUUUCUUCCACAGUGUACGGCUCUUUCCCCAAAAUAUUUAUUCACUGUAUAUGUAUUUGUGCUGGACAGAGGCUCCUUUUUUUUUGUAAAUUAUAUGAAAUGAACAGUGUCCAUUGCUCACUUAGCAACAAUAUUUAGUUUUAUUCCCAACAGAGAGCAAUCCUAAGUGCAUUCCCUUCAUAGACACAUAUAUGAAAAUUUAGUUACCACUGUAUUAUAAUAAUAAUGAUAAUGAUAAUAAAAAUAGUGUUUUUACAAAUUGUACAAUUUUUGUAAACUGAAGACUUAAUAAAUCCAAGCACUGUA